Molecule: messenger RNA, 1032 nt
Organism: Etheostoma spectabile (orangethroat darter)
Lineage: Eukaryota; Metazoa; Chordata; Actinopteri; Perciformes; Percidae
Gene: tmem106a
Product: transmembrane protein 106A
Exons: 8
Coding region: 244-918 (224 amino acids)
Source: RefSeq, a predicted model, not a curated record
GCAGCCUGAACCGACCUGUCACCUCAAGAAGAAGGAAGUGUUCCUCCCACUUUGUUCAGCAGCUGUGUUUUAGUUUGUCAACACUCGCUUUAGAUGAACAAGACUUAAAGUAGAAGGAAGCCAGCGGUGGAGCAGUGGAGUCCUGUUUUGAGACUGGACUUUUUUUGUUGUUGACAAAAGUAUCAUGGUAUAGCAGCAAAAAAACCAGCAAAUCCACAGAGGGACCGGAUCUGAAAAAAAGGGAUGGAGGAGGUGAAAACCCUGAAGCAGUUUCCCCCGUACGGUGCCAUUAGUGGACACUCAACGGCUGACACCUGCCCCACAUGUCGUGGCACCGGACGAAUCCCCAGAGGCCAUGAAGACCAGCUAGUUGCUGUAAUACCGUGUAAUGAUGCAAGGCUGAAACCCAGACGCACGAAGCUGUACGUGUGCAUCUCCAUGGCGAUGUGUCUCUUCCUGUGCUGUCUGAUCCUCUUCUUCCUCUUCCCCCGGAGUGUCAUCCUGACGCCUGUGUCUGUGCUGUCAGUCAUGGUCUACUUCACCCCAGAUACAACUGAAAUGGAGGUCACCAAUCUCAUCAGCAUCUCCAACGAGAACUUGUGUCCCUGUUCAGGUGGUCGAGUUGGACGUUCAGGGUCUGGUCUUGAACGCAGUUGUGGGAAAACCAAGAUAUCGAACAUGACCGCCAUCCCAUCCCGCUCAAAGAAAUCUGACACCAUUGAAAUUGACCUGCUUAUUACCGAUAAAGGCUUAAACACUUACUGCAAGUCGAGCUCGAUCAAGAUUCACACGUUAUUUCUGGAGCUGCAAAUGACAAUGAAUAUUUCCUAUCUCUCUCACAUGGAGCAGCUUUCCUUGAACACAUUUGAGUAUAUCGACUGUGGCACCAAUUCAACAACCCCUCAUCCUGUGAGAUGAUGAAAUCAAAACGAAAAACACCAAAGUGGGAGUGUGAAAUGAUGAAUAUUCUGGCUGCAUUGCACCCUUUUCCUCUUUUGUGUCUGAUGUGACUUUGCAAAUGAUAACUACCGU